Messenger RNA from Tripterygium wilfordii, 531 nucleotides. RefSeq lists its product as uncharacterized. NCBI's taxonomy places the organism in Eukaryota, Viridiplantae, Streptophyta, Magnoliopsida, Celastrales, Celastraceae. Bases 1 to 531 code for a protein of 176 amino acids. The transcript is spliced from 2 exons. The record is from RefSeq and is a predicted model, not a curated record.
AUGGCAUACCCCCACUUGUUAAGCCCCACAUAUAUGUGCAUACCACCUAGAGAAAUAAACAGAUGUAAAGUAGAUGAAAAUUAUGGAUUUAGGGCACCUACUGGAUUAUUAGGGUAUGACAAUAAUGCAUGGGCCAACGUUCAACAAGACUUGAUUGGUGAGUUGAGAAUAUUUUGGGGCGAGUAUGUUGAUCUAUUUGGUGAUUAUGAGCGUGUAUUUUCUAUCCACAACCCACAUAUAUUUUUUGAAACAGAAGGACCAACACCGCUUGAAAACUGGAUGUCAAUGCCAGAUAUGUGUCACUUGAUUGCUUCUAAAUAUAAUGUGGCGUUACACCUUUUUAGUUAUGAACACUGCUUGCCUUUUUUGCCCUUGCAUUUUAUACCUCCACCUGGACAUGAGUGUAUAACUAUAGCAAUAAGAUUUGUGAAUGGCAAUCACUUUGUUCAGUUGGCAUUGACAGAUGAUUACCUGAUGCCUCCUACUAUGAUUCAGUGGUUUAGAUAUAGAUAUGAUUUUGUAAACGAAUGA